Messenger RNA from Trichoplax adhaerens, 714 nucleotides. RefSeq lists its product as uncharacterized. Gene Ontology annotation, cellular component: box H/ACA snoRNP complex. The coding region runs from base 1 to 714 and encodes 237 amino acids. The record is from RefSeq and is a predicted model, not a curated record. The transcript is spliced from 7 exons. Lineage: Eukaryota; Metazoa; Placozoa; Uniplacotomia; Trichoplacea; Trichoplacidae. Gene Ontology annotation, molecular function: box H/ACA snoRNA binding. Gene Ontology annotation, biological process: ribosome biogenesis; snoRNA guided rRNA pseudouridine synthesis.
AUGCCUUAUAACAAUAGUGGUGGCGGUUUUCGUGGUGGUGGUGGUUUCAGAGGUGGACGAGGAAGUCGUGGAGGUUUCCGAGGUGGCCGAGGAGGACGAGGUGGUCGCGGUGGAGGCAAUCGAUCUUUCGAGCAAGAUUAUGGCCCUCCUGAGAUAGUCACAGAAUUGGGAUAUGUUGUUCAUCCUUGCGAAGGAGACUUGGUUUGCAAGUGUACAAGCGAUAAGAUUCCAUUCUUCAAUGCUCCAAUUUAUUUAGAAAGUAAAUCUCAAAUUGGAAAAAUCGAUGACGUCUUUGGUCCUAUGAACGACAGGUAUUUCACGAUCAAACUAUCCUCAGAUAUGGGUGCAUCGUCUUUUAGUAGUAGCCAAAAGUUCUUUAUCGAUCCUGCAAAAUUGUUGCCUCUUGCUCGAUUUUUACCCAAAUCCUCUGGCCAAAGUACUCCUGGUGGCCCCAGACGAGGACGUGGAGGAGGACGGGGCAGAGGUGGCUCCGGAUUCCGUGGUGGAUCACGAGGUGGAUAUAGAGGCGGUGGAUCGCGUGGCGGAAAUAGAGGCGGCGGCGGUUUUCGCGGCAGAGGUAGAGGAGGCGGUGGAUUUCGUGGAGGUUUCCGCGGAGAGGGAGAAGAUAGUUCAUCAGCAAACACUCUUCAACUGCACAAUUUUUACUUCAGUUACUCACAUCGAACCAAGUGUAAAAACUGCCUUGUUAUGUAA